AUAAAGCAGAUGUAUGGCCGGCUAGACACUAUAAGUCAUAUUUUGUCUAACCAGAUAGAGCAAGAAUAUCACGGCACAGCAUUCAUUUUCAUAAGAGCGAGCCUAGAGGUGACCACCAUGGAUGUCUCCCCUGGCCACUGCUGGCGGUGUGAGAGAAUUCUCCCAAGACGCUCUGUGCCUUGCAGCCAAUGUCCGACCGCCAAGUACUGCUCGGCAUCUUGCCGAGAUGAGGACAGUGCCAGACACCGUGCAGUGGAGUGUGAAUUAUUUGGCAAGAAAAGAUGCAGCGCUUGUGGAAAACUUGGCAAAACACUUGAGUGUUCAGGAUGCAACAGUGCAUGGUACUGUAACACAGACUGUCAACGACGUUGCUUUCCAACUCACAAAGAAGCCUGUCAGGCUAUUAGGGAUUCCAUAAGACAAAUGUCAACGACAAUCGUGAGGUCGCGACAAAACUACGGGGAUUUUCCUCAAUAUUUUGGCAACACCAUGGCUAAAGACUUCCUUCAACUACCACACAAUGAAUGGUCCUCGAAGCAAGUGACAGAGGACGAGCUGGCGAGGGACUAUCAUGUCCUGUCUGCUGGCUGUGGGGACUUGCGCAACACGGUGUUAACGGCCGCUUCCCUACCCGACAAGUAUCGGGGAAAACUCCACGUCACCCUCAGUGACUUUGACUCUUCACUUAUGGCCAGGAACGUCCUGUUCCUCUUUAUGCUGGUCCGCUAUGCAGACAAAGAUUACAUUGCAUCCAGUCUGACAACCAUCUGGUACUCAUUCCACCUAUCCAAGAGGGAGUAUGACCUGAUCAAGGCAAGCUUAGAUGAACUCGUUAUGAUGAGUGCUGAGGAACUCUACAAUGCCACCGGAGGACUCGUGCGUGUGCUGAACGAGGAGCUGCUGUAUAUGACAACUGUUUGGCAAAAGUGGCGAACAUUAGAAUGCCAACGAGACAAGGAAGCAUCAAUCAACCUUGAAUGGCAAAGAAUGGAUCUGUUUAUAAACAGUGACCAGUCCACAAAAUAUGAUUGUUCUUUAUAUUUGGAGAGCAUAAAUGAGCAAGACAGGAAACCGAUGAAAAGAUGGUUUGAACACGGACUGUUUCUUCCCCAUGAAGCAAAUCAAAGAGAUGUACCAUUUGACAAUCCUACACUAACUGGUCUAAAGGUUAACACAUACUUGACUGAUGGUGAUCCACGUAUAUUUCUGCUAUCACAGGGUCUAUUCCUUGACCAGGAUCCUCCAGGAAUGGAAGACUUCACGCUCUGCGUUGGGCCAAAGUUGAUUCCCUUCACAGCUUGGGACUGUCUGAGGGUCAGAGAGCACUCGAGUAGGUCCUUCUCGUCUCCCAUGGAGAUGUACCACAACUACGUGACUGACCUCCUCCAGAAAGUCAAGAGCCUCAUCCUUCACGGACGGCUCCGUAUCCACGUUUCCCUUGCCAACUGUCUGGACUUUCCCAGUCAGCAUCGUACGUUGCAAAUGCCCAACUAUGACCGGAUCUUCACCUCCAAUCUGGCUGACUACCUUGGAUUUCCCGCUCUUCUGCAGUCAUUCAAGCCACUGCUGAACACCAGCAACAGCUGCUCGGUGAUUGCCACUGAGACUAUGAAAUGGUUUGAUUCUAUUCACUCAGCUUAUGCUCCAUAUCUCCAAGGUAGCCAGCGUGAUAAGGCAGUGCAUGCCUUCUUCCAGGACAUGGUUCCUUCGUGUCAUUGGAAAGGAGUGCAACCAACUUUUAACGGCUUUAUGACCCAUCACAGCUUCACAGAGUAUUACAAUAACACCCCUCACUUUCUCCAGUUUCUCCGCGCCGAUUUCAUGGCAGGGGGGCCAGGCGUACCAGCACGACAGGACGUGCCAUCCUUUGAGACUGUGAAGAAGUAUAACGGCAUGCGCAUGCGAGACUUCCGCAAGGGACCGAACAAACUCGCUCCAUUCCAGUACCGUUUGAAUGCACGUGAUCUCAAUAUGUUAAGAGGAUAUGUCCGAGCAGUUGAGUGGUGUCUACCAAAAAGUGACAAAAUACUUUUGUAGCAUGGCCAAUCUUGGACUAAGUGAACAACUGUCUUUUUGUUGUAACAACAUUUGGCAUUUGAAGAAGAGUAAGUUUGGAAGUAGCAGGCAGAGAAUGAAUGCUACGCGGAACAUGCAGAGACGUGUUUCUCCUGCAAUGCUUUGGUGGAAAGUUCAUGAGUUACAUAUUAGAGCGACAGCAAGUAACAUGCAUGAAUUCCAUCUUUGACUCGUCCUUUCCCGUCACACAAACCAAAGAUGGCCCAUUUCUAUGUUGUCUUUGGCUAACAGUGCGCACAUACAGGUUUGCUCACCUACGGGACAGAGGUUUUGUGACACAUUUUCACCAGAACGGCAGAGUGUACAGCCGUUGCGUCAGGUGUUUUGUUUAGUACACAAAGAAUGAGGUCAUUUCUACCGUUGGACUAUGAGCGACUCAGUCAGAAUUCUGAACUGGAGGAGCAAAUGUAAGGAGAUAAUUUAAAAGAAAAAUCUGAGAGUUCUAAGUCUACGUCAAUUAAUCACGGUGAACCAUGCCUUUUUGACGGAGUCCUGACAGUUGCAUUGGACGUAGAAUGCUAUUUAUGACAGAGAACAACAAAGCCAGAUUUGAUAUACCAAAAAUAUAACUCCUUUAUUACCUUGUUAGUAUGAGCUCACUAUAUUUAACAUGUAUAAGCAAUACAUGAGUUCAACAAGCAAAUGAUCUAUGAAUAUCCCAAAAGUAUAUG
This is a messenger RNA of Acanthaster planci (crown-of-thorns starfish), 2747 nucleotides long. RefSeq lists its product as uncharacterized. NCBI's taxonomy places the organism in Eukaryota, Metazoa, Echinodermata, Asteroidea, Valvatida, Acanthasteridae. Gene Ontology annotation, biological process: regulation of transcription by RNA polymerase II. Gene Ontology annotation, cellular component: nucleus. The record is from RefSeq and is a predicted model, not a curated record. Gene Ontology annotation, molecular function: DNA-binding transcription factor activity, RNA polymerase II-specific.